Zychaea mexicana is the source of this 298-nucleotide messenger RNA. RefSeq lists its product as uncharacterized. The coding region runs from base 16 to 171 and encodes 51 amino acids. NCBI's taxonomy places the organism in Eukaryota, Fungi, Mucoromycota, Mucoromycetes, Mucorales, Lichtheimiaceae. The transcript is spliced from 2 exons. The record is from RefSeq and is a predicted model, not a curated record.
GGAAAAACAGACGCAAUGCCAAAACUGAUUUCAGAGGCCAAGUCAAAUUGGCUAUUACACGACAUAUCUAUGCGACAGAUGGAGAUGCAAAUUAAAAAAUCUAGCUGGCGAGGAAAAACGGGGAACUACAACUGUCAGCAAGCCCGCACUUGGCGGCCUUUUACACUUUAAACAUGGAAUACCAAUACCAACAUCUCAUAGAAACCUGCCUGGCACAUCAAAGAUUCUCUCAGCAACUACAGUUGUACCCCGGUUUUUGCAACCCCUGGUUUUGCAAUUCCUCGUAUAUCUGCAACUU